Siniperca chuatsi (mandarin fish) is the source of this 2582-nucleotide messenger RNA. It is a transcript of the gene enpp6, whose product is annotated as ectonucleotide pyrophosphatase/phosphodiesterase 6. The record is from RefSeq and is a predicted model, not a curated record. Lineage: Eukaryota; Metazoa; Chordata; Actinopteri; Centrarchiformes; Sinipercidae. The coding region runs from base 125 to 1480 and encodes 451 amino acids. The transcript is spliced from 8 exons.
AACCCCACCCACCGCAGUGUGUGGGACUGGGACAUCAUCCUGGCACAACUGCCUUCUCAUUUCUAGAGCGAGCCAUCCCCUGUUCGGGUUGCCACUGUGACCACAGCACAGCACGAGACCCAUCAUGCCCCCCAUACAGACACCUGCGUGUUCUCUGCUUCUCUCCACGCUGCUGCUGCUACUGCUGUGCGGUGCGGGACAGCAGUGUCACGCGGCCCAUCCCUUGCUCGUGUUCCUGAUCGACGGGUUCCGCUAUGACUACAUGAAUGACCUGCACGCGCUACCCGGAUUUCGCGAACUCGUGGGCAAUGGGGUUAAGGUGGACUAUAUGACGCCGGACUUCCCGAGUUUAUCAUACCCUAAUUACUACUCAAUAAUGACAGGCCGUCACUGUGAUGUUCAUCAGAUGACUGGAAACUACAUGUGGGAUGAAGCCUCCAAGAAGGAGUUUCUGAUUGGGACCAAUCCUGACAGCCGGUUGCCUCUUUGGUGGGAUGGAUCAGAGCCAUUAUGGGUCACCCUGCAGAAGCUGGGAAAGAAGGUUUUCAUGUACUACUGGCCUGGCUGCGAAGUGGAGAUUCUGGGUGUCCGUCCAUCAUUUUGUGAGGAAUACGUCUACAACCCAUCAGAGAAAAACCUCACCGACUCAAUAGCGAAUGCUCUCAACGUCCUGAGGUCAGGCCAAGCAGGCAUGGCAGCAAUAUAUUAUGAGAAAAUAGAUGUGGAGGGUCAUCACUUCGGUCCAGACUCUCAUCAGGUCAAAACAGCUGUACAACAACUGGAUCUUGCCAUGCAGAAACUCAACAGCAAAAUCAAAGAGGAGAACAUGGUGAACCAGCUGAACAUUGUACUAUUUUCAGACCACGGUAUGACAAAGAUCCAGUGGAUGGAGAAGGUCAUAGAGUUGGACAAUUAUAUCAACAUGUCAGACAUUGUCAAGAUGAUGGACAGAGGACCUGUGGUCAGUCUGUGGCCCAAAGAUAACAAGUACAAAGAGGUGUAUGCUGCAUUGUCCCAGGUCCCUAACAUGCGUGUCUAUGCCAGACAGGAGAUCCCUGAUCGUUUCCAUUUCAAAGGAGGGAAGUUUGUCUCCCCCCUGACGCUAGUGGCUGAGCCAGGCUGGUUUAUCGCUGAGAACAAGGCAAGACUCCCAUACUGGAAAAACAACUCUGGGGAGCCUUCAGCCUGGCAAAAUGGCUGGCAUGGUUACGACAAUGAGUUCCUCGACAUGAGAGGCUUUUUUUUGGCGACAGGACCUGACUUCAAGCGAAAUGUUCAGGCGGCUCCAAUUCGAUCGGUGGACAUCUAUAACGUGAUGUGCUGGACGUUGGGAGUGGAACCUUUGCCCAAUAAUGGGUCCUGGUCUCGGGUGGAGUACCUCCUGAAUGGCUCUGAUUGUCCAUCCCAGCCCACAACCCUCUGGACCUGCUGUAUGGGUUUGUUUGGAAUACUGCUGGCACUAUGGGACAAAAACAUUUAACAGUUCAAUGUCUAUGGCAUGUGAGGUAGCUAGAAAUUAUCUGCUAGAAAGAGUUAGAACAUUAAACUGUGUGGAGGUUAAUGCAUCUGAAAGGUUGGAAAAUGUGACCUUGAAAUGGUUAGAGCAUUCUUAUGGACCAAAAACAUGAAGCCUUAAAGGGCAUGGAGAGUUUGCCAGUACCUCAUCCCAACUUCCUAAAUGGACUGGGGAAAAAAGAUAAUUCUACAUGCCCACAACACCUUAGAAAGGACUUCCUUUCUGGAUUCUUUAGAGCCCUAAACUCACUUUUUCUUUUCCUUCUCCAGCUGUCCAUGUUUGAUCAAAAUGUGUUUAUGUCUGAGGUGAUACAUACCUUAAAUGUACAGCAAACAGCAAGUUGUUAAUUUUGACAUUUGCCUGAGCAUUUUCAGUUUUGGCUCAGUUCAUGUUUUCUUCUGCAAGUUCUCUUGCCAUUUUAUUGUUAGUUAUAGUUGAUAGAGAUACAACAUGUCAGAUGUGAUACAUGUAUUCAGGGUUUCUGGUGCUUUACAGUUUUUAUAUAUUUCUGAGUUUCCUGGAAAGAACUCUGUAAUUUGAAAGUUGUCACAGGGAAAAUAGGAAUUUCCUUGAAAGAACUGCUCAAUUUCAAUGCUACAUAUUCAUUAAUUAUUUAUCAAUUAUUGGAAACAUUGAUCUCCACAUAUGCAUAUAUAAAUUUCACAUUUAUCAUCAGAAUGAAAAUCACAGAAGAGCGCUUUUAAAUUGAUGGACUUCAUACAGUAUAGGAUCCUGAUGUUGCCUUCCUUUGAUAUGUGUAACAGCUAGAAUAGGUAUUGGGGGAAUGACGUAAGCUAUACUUAAAUUGGUAAAGCACAAAUACAUGUAGAAGAUGUUUUGAAACCCUAAUCUUUUCAGACGCAUUUCUUCCUUUUUUAUGCUUGGGCUCUGUUAAAAUCUUGUGAAUUCAGUCUGUAUGGUGGAUGAUUAUAACCAAGAUGCUUGUUUUGAGCUGGUUUUUAAUUCAGCUAUUGAUGUCUUUGUGUCAGAUCUGUAAGAUCCUGUUUGACACACAUUUUGUGAAAAGUGCUCCAUAAAUAAAUUUGCUUUGAUUUGGAAAACAUGA